AAAAAGACUACUUUGCUUUAAAAUGCAGAGAAAGAAAGUUAGAAAUUAAAGAAUUUAUAUCGCUGGCUUGAAUCUUCUUUGUAAAGAAACAAUAAGGAUGUUUCCGUUGUCAAUUGUAAACAACAUGGCGGCAGCAAAGCCUUUAGAGCUUGGACUUGACAUAAUGGCUCUACCCAGGCCUCCGGAAAAACAACCAAUACCUUCUCACAAGGAGGGUUUUCAGUAUAGAGGGACUUUGUUUAGACCUUCUUCUGCAUCAACCGCUCAGGCAGGACAAGAAGUUUCUGUACCACGUAGCAACACUGGACAUGCUAAGAGUAACAACAGGACAAGAGUCUGUGGAAAUGACAACAUGAUGUCUACAGGAUCACCUCAAAAAGCCAUGCCACGGAGAAUACAAAGUGCUAAAGGGAGAUUAGAAAAACCUCCCAGCAGGCCAGUCUCCGCCCACAGUUCUGGCCAACUGUCCUCCUCGUCAUAUAGCAGUGUGCACUGCAGAAAAGAAGUUUUGAGCGAGAAAAGUCCUUCUGUUAUAGAUUUGAACUGUGCUGUUAAUGUGCCUGACAAAGAAGAGGAAAUGUUAGUACGGCGGGCCAGCUUACAUAAAUGUGACACGGAGCAGUUUUACAAACCAGUUACGAGACCGUCUUCAGCAAAGAGUACGUUUAGCAACCCCCCAGUUACUGAGACAAAAGAAGACUCUGAGGGAAAAAACGACAUCAAGCCAUCUGUAGUUGGUCUAAGAUUUGGGAGACAUGUGUUCGGUAAUGAGCCAGAUGUACAAGAGGCAUGGGCAAACACUGAAAGAGAUUUUCCCUUUAAAAUGAGUGCAGAACAAAGGGAAAAAAGGCUUGUGCUGUCAAGUUCAACGGAAAGGGAAAUUCCAGCCACUUUGGAACCUUUGAGACCAUAUCUGACCACUGGCACCCCUAAAGCUGUGGUUGGAGUUGACCCAGCAACUUGCCUGGUCUUUCUUGCUCAUGAUUACAGCUGUGAUGAGCUGCCAGAGGUACCAACACCUCAAAGCGCUGAGGACCCGUUGCCAUACAGUUGUGUAGUUGCCACACCAAGGAAACAGGUUCCUCAGAAGUUUUCUCAUCCAUUUUAUGACAAACAACCUGACUCGUCUGAAUGGGUGUGUAAACACACAACUCCCUUUAUCCCAGAGACACAUUCCGAUAUUUCCUACUUAUUGAAUCCUCCAGUAAGGCGUGAUCCUCAUGAGGUGAGACGAGAAAUCACAGAACUAGAGGAUUUAUUACUUGGUAUUGGGUCAUUGGACAGCAGCUGUUCAUUUGUCAAGUUCCAAGCUGAGAUCAGAAGGGCCAAAUUUCUAGCAAAGAAACUAAUCUCCCAGUGUGGAAGGUUUGAUGAGCCAGAACCAGUGGAUACUUUCGGCCUUCUUCAGUUUUGCAAGGAUCAUGAUGAAAUCAUGAAAGUUAUACACGAAAGAAGGGAUCGCUGCCUGAAAGAACUUGCUGAGCUCGAAACUGCUCUGUGAUAGAUAGACUGUGUGUGUACAAAUUUUGACAUUUGUGAAGAAAUAUAUCUGAUCAUCUCCUAUUUUUCUUUGUCAUAUUUCAGAUCUUUAGCAGCACUGAUGAAGCUUUCAAUUUAUUUUAUUGUAAAUGAUGAGUUUCUUUGCUCUAAAUAAUAAAAUUAGCUUUGGAGGUCUUAUCUUCUAUCAGUAUUCAUAAUGUUUAAUGUUUUUGAGAGAGCGUACCUUAUCGUAGUUGCUUUCAAUAGAAAGUUUUACUUGUAAGUAACAGCAUAAAUAUUGACAGAUGAAAAAGGAGAUUAAUUUUGUCUCUAACCUAUCGUUAGUGAGGGAGUAACCUUCAAAUGAUUCUUGUAGUUUUACUAGUUCUAUGACUUUUCAUCAUUUUUCACAAAUAGGCCAUAGUUUGAAAAAAAAACCCAACCUCAUUUCCACUUAAUAUUUUUGUGUCAUUUGCUUCGUUUGUUAUAAAUUUCUCCAUCUUAAUUUUGCCAUUAUGCUAUCAGGGAUUUGUUAGCGUGUGAAUUUGUAUUCAUUUUGGAAGUAGGGGCUAAAAUAACAGUAGCUGCUUUUAUAAGGUGCUUGGUUGUACUUCCCUAGAGGCUUUUUUAACCAAUAAACUGUACAAUUAAUUGUACCCUA
Messenger RNA from Aplysia californica (California sea hare), 2140 nucleotides. RefSeq lists its product as uncharacterized. The transcript is spliced from 9 exons. The coding region runs from base 98 to 1501 and encodes 467 amino acids. Lineage: Eukaryota; Metazoa; Mollusca; Gastropoda; Aplysiida; Aplysiidae. The record is from RefSeq and is a predicted model, not a curated record.